AUGGCCUUCUUCGAAGACAACCUCCUUGCAGUUAAUGGUGGCUUAACCCACCACGGUGAGCAGGUGACCGCAGAUGAAGAUCUUUCCCCAUCGCUCGAGAACACUAUAGUAGUUCUGUGGCUGCAGCUGAUCCACCCUGGCCUACUAUUACUGGUAAAGCAGAAGUAUGGUUCUGAGUUGCGUAACAAGACCCUUGCCUCACUCAAGCCAGAGAUCUCACAAGCACUUAAUUCCCUCCUUGAUGAACUACGCUCCAUAGAGGACACCAAAGCCAUGCGUAUUAGCAAUGUCAACCCCAGACGCACCUCUAAUGGCGGACAGGGUCAACCACGCCGCCGUCCAUUUGUAUCUUGUAUUCUCUGCAAAACCGCUGGACGCCCUCACAACACCCAUGAUCUAAUGGAGUGCCGUUACCUGCCUGAUCGUGACAGGAGACCAUUGGCCCGCUCACGUCUUAUAAACGACGAUCCUGAUGAGUUUGCGACCGGCGACUGUGGCCCUUAUGAUGAGUGUUGCGAUCAUGCCCUCCCGCCUGAGCACAGUGAUGUACCUACUGCACCUACUGCACUCCGUGUCAGCAUCAUUCAAUCACCUGUUCUCAACACCUUUUACCACGAGCACCCCGUGCAGCUCACCCUUGAUACUGGCGCCACGUCUAACAUGGUUCGUGCCUCGGCCGCUAAGUUAUAUGGCCUACCUGUUACCCCAGCUUCUCAGAUGGCCCGCCAAGCCGAUGGAGUUACCCCUAUGGAUGUGGUGGGUGAAGUGCAUUGCACUCUCACUCGUGGACAGCAAGCAUUUAAACUAGACGCCCUAGUUGUUCGCCAACUCGAUGUUGACAUUUUAGCGGGAAACCCCUUCCUGGCCUGA
This is a messenger RNA of Porites lobata, 870 nucleotides long. NCBI's taxonomy places the organism in Eukaryota, Metazoa, Cnidaria, Anthozoa, Scleractinia, Poritidae. The record is from the annotation of a GenBank genome assembly.